Messenger RNA from Castor canadensis (American beaver), 1254 nucleotides. The record is from RefSeq and is a predicted model, not a curated record. NCBI's taxonomy places the organism in Eukaryota, Metazoa, Chordata, Mammalia, Rodentia, Castoridae.
GGUUUUUACAUUAAUUAUUAUGUUUCCCCAUCUUUGAGAUCUCAGUGGUUUAAAAGUCCCACGUUUUGAGUGAGUUCCACUGUUGUCUAAGAAAAGUUGUUUUAAACCUUUGCUCUGUAAGCACCAGAAGAGAACUCAUAAAAAGGAAGAGAGCAGCAGAUGCAAUCACGGAUGUGGCUUAGUCCCUGCAGCUGCCCCAGAGAGCUGUUCUGAGUAUACUAGUUUCAGCAAUGAAUCCAGAAGAGCGAAUCGUGACAUGGCUUAUAUCUUUGGGAGUUUUAGAUUCCCCCAAAAAGACCAUCUGUGAUCCGGAGGAGUUUUUGAAGUCCUCGCUGAAAAAUGGGGUAGUGCUGUGCAAACUGAUCAACAGACUUGUCCCUGGCUCCGUGGGAAAGUAUUGUCUGGAGCCCCAAACCGAAGCCCACUGCAUCAGCAACAUCAGCGACUUCCUGAAAGGAUGUGCAACCCUUCAAGUGGAGGGAUUUGAUCCUGAUGACCUCUAUUCAGGGGUCAAUUUCUCCAAGGUUCUGAGUACUCUCUUAGCUGUCAACAAAGCAACAGAAGAUCAGCUCUCAGAAAGACCAUGUGGACGUUCGUCUUCUCUUAGUGCGGUUAAUAGUUCUCAGACAAACCCACAGGGAGCAGUUUCUAGCACAGCUCCAGGGCCGCAAAGGCAGUCAAAGGCAGUGGAGAUGACGGAAAAUGGAAGUCACCAGUUGAUAGUAAAGGCAAGAUUCAACUUUAAGCAGACUAAUGAAGAUGAACUGUCAGUCUGUAAAGGGGACAUCAUUUAUGUCACUCGAGUUGAAGAAGGAGGCUGGUGGGAAGGCACAUUAAAUGGAAGAACAGGCUGGUUCCCUAGUAAUUAUGUCCGAGAAAUUAAGUCCAGUGAGAGACCUCUCUCCCCCAAGGCCGUCAAAGGAUUUGAAACAGCUCCACUUACCAAGAAUUAUUAUACUGUGGUGUUACAAAACAUCUUGGAUAAUGAAAAAGAAUAUGCUAAGGAACUUCAGUCUCUUCUUGUCACUUACUUAAGACCCCUGCAGUCCAAUAACAAUCUGAGUACUGUGGAGUUUACAUCUUUACUGGGAAACUUCGAGGAAGUAUGUACAUUUCAACAGACACUCUGCCAAGCCUUGGAAGAAUGUUCAAAGUAAGUGUGGCAUGUUUCUUAGCAUGGGCAGGGCCGUUGUCUGGGGAUUGUUUGCUUUUUAACCAUUGCCUUAGAUAAGAGCACUUGAUAUUUCUGCAUUU